Molecule: messenger RNA, 4870 nt
Organism: Oncorhynchus keta (chum salmon)
Lineage: Eukaryota; Metazoa; Chordata; Actinopteri; Salmoniformes; Salmonidae
Product: serine/threonine-protein kinase 10
Exons: 17
Coding region: 214-4467 (1417 amino acids)
Biological process (GO): protein phosphorylation
Molecular function (GO): protein serine/threonine kinase activity; ATP binding
Source: RefSeq, a predicted model, not a curated record
UGUGCAGGCGAGUCAAAGACCUUUCACAUUGGGUCUCCACCCACAGUGGAACUUGAUGUUUGGUUCUGACUGUCCUUACUAUCUUGGGCGGACGUUGUAUAUAAGAAACGGGUGGUGUUGGCUUUGUUUCUGUGGGCUGCUGUCCACUGUAGCGCUGUAAACUGAGGAGAUCCUUGUAGAGUAAGGAGGACAGGGCAAGGUGGGGUGAGGGACAUGGCAUCCCUUCUGAUGCGUAUCUUUCGUUUGGGCCCAGAGAAGAAGAGGGUGAAGCAUUAUGAGAACCUCCGGAGAGACGUGGACCCUCGAGAGACCUGGGACACCCAGGGGGAGCUGGGAGACGGGGCCUUUGGGAAGGUCUACAAGGCCCAGCACCACACCACUGGGGCCCUGACUGCUGCUAAAGUGAUGGAGGUACGCAACGAGGAGCAGCUUGACGACUAUAUCACCGAGAUCGACAUCCUGGCAGCCUGCCGCCAUAACAACAUCCUUGGGUUGUUGGACGCCAUCUUCUUUGAGGGUUGGCUGUGGAUCCUGGUUGAGUUCUGCCCAGGGGGGGCCUUGGAUGACAUCAUGUUAGAGCUGGAGCGGGGCCUGUCUGAGCAGCAGAUCAGUGAGGUAUGCUGUCAGACCCUGCAGGCUCUGUGCUACCUCCACCAGCACCACAUCAUCCAUAGAGACCUGAAGGCAGGCAACAUCCUCCUCACCAUGGAGGGACACGUCAAACUGGCCGACUUCGGAGUGUCUGCCAAAAACAUACACACCCUCCAGAAAAGAGCCACUUUCAUUGGAACCCCUUACUGGAUGGCUCCAGAGGUGAUCCAGUGUGAGACCUCCAAGGAGAACCCGUAUGGCCCCAAGGCGGACGUCUGGUCCCUGGGCGUGACGCUGAUCGAGGCUGCAGAGAUGGAGCCCCCUCACCACUCACUCAACCCUAUGAGGGUCCUGCUCAAGAUCACCAAGUCCCCCCCACCCACCCUCAGCAACCCACGCCUCUGGUCCUCCCAUUUCCAGGACUUCCUGCGGAGAGCGCUGCAGAAGAACCCUGAGGCCCGGUGGGGAGCCCAGCAGCUCCUGGCACACCCCUUCCCCUGCGCUGGACGGGAUGGUCGAGCCCUGAAGGAACUCAUCGCCGAGGCCAAGGCAGAGGUGAUGGAGGAGACAGCGUCCCUGAUCGACCAUGGGGGCUCUCUAGACGAGGACACGAUUGUGGGGUCGGAUGGAGGGACUGCCCAGUCUGAGAAGGGGCAGGAAGAAGAGACAAUGCAGGUACCAGAGAAACCUCAGGAGGGCCCAUCUAUCAUACAGGCUGGUAUGAGUCCACCACCACCUCCACCCAACCCUGACCCAGUCUCUUCCUCCACCCCAGUGAAAGAUGGGGGCACCGCUGGGACCAGGGUGGAGACUCCCAACACGGACAGGGCCAGAAAGUUGGCCAGGCGUCUGUCGGUCUGGGAGCCAGGGACCUUUCUCUCCUUUCUGACCACCGGGUCUCGGCGCUGCAAGUCCGGUCUCUGGGGAGACACACCCUCAAUUCCAGCCAAUCAGACCCAACAGAACAAGGAGGACAGUCCCACUGGCCAAUCAGAAGAGCAGGAAGUGACACAUCCAGCAGGAGAGAGAGAUGCAGGGGAUGCAGAGAAGGAUCUGUGUGAGAAUGUUGGGAGGGGCAGCUUGGAGGGAGGGAUCACUCAACCCAUCCCUGAAACAAAUGACACAGGAGAUGAUGCAGAAGAAAAGGUUGAGGGGCAGAAAAAAGAGAAGGAUGAAAUUUCAAAUGACUGUGAGGCCCAAGACCUUGACCUGGAAGUGGUUUCUUCUUCUGAACAGGAAAUAGUAGGCAUCCACACUGAUAUGAACCAAAACAGUACCAAUGACUCUGUUGGUGAUGCACUUGACUCAGACAAUAAAAAACCAAUUACUGAGGCUCAAUGUUCAGUUAAGGAAAUUGGUAUCCUUAAAUCAGAAACAAAUAAUGAUACUAAGCAUAGGGUAGAAGAAGCUCCUCGCCAGUUAGUGCACAAACAAAGUCCACUGGUUAGAGCCUUGUCUUUGGAAAUGCCCCGCCCAUCCACAAAAGAGAGAGGAGAAACCCAGCACUCACUGCUAGACUUUCUGGAUCUCUCCACUCAUAACCACUUCAAGCUGGCAACCAGUGGGAAGGCUGAGGAAGAGACAAAACAGAGCAAAGACGAGAUGACGGAAGGGACCAAGGAGGAAAUACAAAAGGAGAGGGGAGAGGAGGAGCAGGAGCAGGACAAGGAUGAGAAGAUUUUAGAAGAGAAUGAACUACAUGCUAAGAGAGAUGAAGAGGCAGAGCACGAGGGGAGUAUGGUAGAAGAAAGGGAUAAGAUGCAGAUAAAUAAAGAAGGAAUACAAGACAAGACAUAUGUAGAAGAAGAACAGGAGGUCAAGGUGGAGUUAAAGAGAAGCAAGCGAGAGACAAGCAACUGUUCAGACAUUGAGAAAACUCCAGACAAAGGAAUGGACUUAAAAGAACAUGAAGCAAGUCCUGAAAUGGAGGACGGAGAAUCUAAGAGUGAUAUUGAAGAGACUGUACAAUCAGAACAAACAGGAGAAAUACAGACUGAAACAGAGAAGCAAAGAAGUGAAUCAACAAUGGAAGUUGAGACCAGUGAAAAGGAGAAGAGUUUGAGGGCAGACACAGAAGAUAAAAUCCUUGAUAUCAAAGUGACUGAAUGUGAAAAUGUAGAGAGAGCAGAGGACAGAACAGUGGGAAAAGAUGAACAGAGUAAAGAGGAGGACCUGGGAUUAGAAAGUGAUGACAUUGUGAUUAUCCAAGCACAAGAAUCCAAUAUGAUCAUAAAGCAGGAACUGAAAGAAGAGAGAAACAAACAAGAAGACAGUAAGGGAGAAGAGAAGAUGACUGACCCCCCAACUGGAGAACCUAUGAUGAGGGUAAACUUGACCUUGGAGUCAAAUAGUGGGAGGGAGGAAGGAGGGAAAGAGGAAAGAGGGAAGAAGCUGGAGGAAGGAGGUAAGGAGGAGGACGCAGGUCAGACCCAAUUAAACAUAUUGACCGAACAGAGCUCAACUAGAUCUCAGGGAACAGCUACAGACACAGUACACCUGAACUCAGCAUCAAAUGGAAACUGGCACCAAGUGACAGACAAUAAACCCAAGAUGUCUGCCAUUGAUGACCAAGCUGACAUGACAAAGAAAGACAACUCAACAAUGACAGUCUCAACCAUGUCAAGACCUGUAGAGGAGUUGAUCCAUAACAGGAAGACGGUCAAAAGGACCCGGAAGUUCAUGGUGGAUGGCCGAGAGGUCAGCGUCACCACGUCAAAGGUCCUGAAAGAGACCGAUGGGAAAGAGCGGCGCAUGCGGUCUGCCAGGCGCCAGGAGCUGCAGGCUUUAAAGCUCCUUCAGAGGGAGGAGCAGAGAGAGUACUCCCAGAUGGAGCAGCGGCUGCAGCAACAGAGAGAGAUGAUGUUCCGACAGAUCGCCCAGGAGAUGACAAGCAAGAAGCAGUAUUACGACGGUGAGCUGGAGCGGGUAGAAAAGCAGUAUGUUCAGCAGAGCAGCCGCAUGGAGACAGAGCACACAGCCAGGCUCAGAGAGGACGCACGCAGACUCAAGAGCCAGCAGGAGCGAGAGCUGAACCGCAAGGCUGCUGUACUGAAGGCUCAACCCAGAGAAGAGGCGCGUUACUUGCAGAAGCAGCAGCAGGAGCUCAAUGAGACGCUCCAGAAAGGAGUCCAGGAACACAAGAGGAAGGUGGCCUCUAUGGAGUGGGAUAUCACUGUCAAGACCCAGCAGCUUAAGAGAGCCCGGGAAUCAGUCAUUUGGGAGAUGGAGCAACGUCAUCUGCAGGAGAAGUACCACCUCUUCAAGCAGCAGGUGAAGGAGCAGUAUUCACUGCAAAGACAACAGCUUACCAAGAGGCACAGCAAAGAUACAGACAGGGCGUCCCAGUUCCAUCGGGCAUUGCUGGAUGAGCAGAGGGCCCAACAGGCCCAGGAGAGGACCCAGCUCCAGCGAGCCCAGCGCACCGAGGCCAAGGCCAGGCUGGCCCACUUCAAGCAAGAGUUGAAGACACUGGGCCUGAGUGGGCAAGAGCACAGGCAGCGCCUCACACUGUUUAUGUCGGAGGAGGAGGGCAUUCAGCGAGCUGAGAGACAGAGUUUGCAGCAGGUCCAUGAGGGCCAGCUAAGGGAGGUGCAGGAGCAGUGUGACGGCAACAUGACUGAACUCCAGGAGCUGCAGAAUGAGAAACUGCAGCUGUUAGUUGAUAUGGAGAAGAAGAAGAUUCGGAGACUGGAGGAUGAACACACUCUAGAGCUGAACGAGUGGAAAGACAAGCUGGCCUGCAGGAAAGAGGUGUUGGAGGAAGACCUGGCUCGCCGGAGGAGAGAGAAGGAGGGAGCGAAGAGACGGGGGAGUGAACCUGAGUCCCGGUUUGCACCUCGACGCUCACGAUUCUUCUCAAGCCUCAACUUCUCUUAACUGACCACGACCAAAAGAGAAAACAAUCCUGAAAAAUCUAACUGCGUUUUAUAUCAGACACACACUCUUACAGGGAACUCACAUACGUGUAUAUAAACAACAUACUAUUAUUUUACUCUGACAGUGCCUGACAUUUUUUAAAGGACCUAAACUCAUUAUACAGAGGAGUGAGUAUAAGAGGAAUUACUGACAAUAUUUUUUAUUCUUGUCAAAUAUUGUAUAUGCCUCUCUUGCAAGAGAAUAGAGGACAUGUUUGUAAAUAUUUCAAUAGUUGACCACUGAAGGAUGUGUAGCAAGCUACUUUAGUAUGUGUUCUUUCAAACACUGUUGUGGGGCAGACAUUUUCCUUAUAUUAUUUUGAACCUAAUGUUUGCAAUAAAUUACAAAUGUUGGUCAUCAUCUA